Triticum turgidum subsp. durum (durum wheat) is the source of this 303-nucleotide messenger RNA. Lineage: Eukaryota; Viridiplantae; Streptophyta; Magnoliopsida; Poales; Poaceae. The record is from the annotation of a GenBank genome assembly.
AUGACCCCCUGCCACACGCGCCUCUUCGUUGCUCUGUCCCGGCCACGCGUGCCACCCCGUCCUGCCUCCGGCGACGCAAACCACCUCCGCCCGCGGGCGCCGCCGCACGAACCCCGCGCGUGUCAUGUACGCCAGCUCCACCCGAAUCGCCGCCGCAGCCUCCCUCCACACAAACCAUGCACCGCCGCCACCUUGGGCCGUUCAACAACACAUCCCAAGGAUGUUCACCACCGCAUCACCCUGAUCCCCACUGCCACAAAAUGCUCCGAUGAGGCCCAGAUCGUUCCUCCCCGUGGUUCAUAG